Molecule: messenger RNA, 321 nt
Organism: Necator americanus (New World hookworm)
Lineage: Eukaryota; Metazoa; Nematoda; Chromadorea; Rhabditida; Ancylostomatidae
Exons: 1
Coding region: 1-321 (106 amino acids)
Source: RefSeq, a predicted model, not a curated record
AUGUUGAAGAAGUGCUAUAAGAGAGAUAACGCAAAAGUUGAAGAAUCUACUGAAUCUGCGAGCUCGUCUUCGGCGAUUGAUGUACUUCCUUGGGUUUUGUGGUUGUCGUCUUCUCAAGGAAUUUCUCAACUUGUUGAUUGGAUUCAAUGUCGAAGUGGCUACACAAAACAGCCGAAUGAAAAUGCGGAGGAUUUUGCUAAAGAAGCAGAGCCAUGGCAGAGAAAAGAAGAUGAUGAUGACGAAACAUAUGAGGGAUAUGUCUUGCAGCAUUGUCCAACACUGUGUAUUGUAUAUUCUUUCCCAGCAAAAGAUACAAUGUAG